AUGUGGAGAGAGACAGUGUGCGUUGUGGUUGUGUGGGUCAUACGGAGGUGGCUGAUGCAGAGAGGGUCUCUAUGUUUGCGGAGAUGUGGCUAUGACCCAACAAGGGCACCAUUGUGGUUGGUGACAGUGACCAGUUAUGCACGGUGGCUGGUCGGUGGUGACAUUAUGUAUGGCGUGGAUUCGAAUCUGUAUGUGUCGGUCUCGAGGUUGUAUGAAUUAAUGGUGAUUUGUUUUGACAAGUUUGGCUUUCUGCAAGAUAUAGCGAUCAAAACCAAAUUGAUAUAUAUUUUGCUUGAGCUCCUUGAUGAUUCUGGUCAAGUUGGAGAAGAGGCUUCCUUUGCUUUUUCGAGUUUAGUUGCUGGAAAGGAAGAUUUACAGAAGUUAGCAUUUGAGGCGAAUGCUAUAGACAAAUUCUACAAUCACUUGCAAAAUCCUGAAUUAAAUUCCAAGCGUCUUGAAGGGAUAUUUCUAGCACUGGGCGAUCUUUGCUCAAAAUUGGAAUGCUGCAGGUCGAGGUUUAUGUCAUUGCAGGGGAUGUACGCAGUCAGCAAUAUUGCAAGUGGAAACGAGUUUCAUAAAGAAGCCAUAAUGCAGAUGAUCUUUCCACAAGCAGAAAGUGGACCUCAGUCAUUCUUGAGUCAGUAUUUGCAGAGUAAUGACAGCCGUCUACGCACAUCUGCUGCUUGGAUCAUAGUAAAUCUCACUGCUCCUGCAAGCCCCGGUGCAUUUGGUCGGAUUGCAAAACUGCGCAAUUUUGGCCUUGUUGCUCAAAUCAAGAGGAUGGCCAGUGACCCUUGCAUGGAUGUUAAGCUUCGAGCACGAGUUGCACUUGGGCAGAUUAUUUCUUUUGGUGAUAGUUAA
Molecule: messenger RNA, 861 nt
Organism: Vicia faba (fava bean)
Lineage: Eukaryota; Viridiplantae; Streptophyta; Magnoliopsida; Fabales; Fabaceae
Source: the annotation of a GenBank genome assembly